AUGUGUGCCCCUAAGAAGAAGAUGAAGUUCGGCUCCUUCGAUAUUGACCUCCAGCAGUUUGCUUUGGUCGUAAACUACACGACCGAGGUUCACCACUUCGACGAGUUCGGAACAUCUGUCCGGUCCGAGAAGCUGCCUGGCCAGAAGGUGAUCCGAGUCCCGCCCAACAUGCAGGGCAAUGAGGUCCGCGGCUACGCACAGGAGGUCAUCGAGAAGUGCAAAUACGUCCCCGCGUCUAAGGCCGACGAGGUCGAGCGGGUGCUGUUCCACCUGCUGGAGCAGCGCGGGGGCGCCCAGGAGCCGCCGCCCGGGCGGCAGCGCAGGGAGGAGCCCGGCGGGGGCUCGCGGCGCCAGCGCAGGGAGGAGCCCAGGGACGCGGCGCCCCCGGUGCUGCCCCAUGCCGACGUCGAGGCCAUCGAGCAGUACAUGGACCAGCUGUACGAGGAGAGCAUGGAGCUGAAGGUGCAGGGCGUCAAGUGCAUACUGCGGGUCUGCACGGACCCCAUCAACCUGGAGAUCCUGGUGGACCACGAGAUCUCGCUGCUCGGGGUGCUGAGCCGAGAGCUGCGCGACGGCGGCAAGAAGAGCUUCGACCUCUCGGUCGCCGUGGUCUGCACCUUCCUGUGCUUCUCCCACUUUUCGCAGUUCCACCCCGCGCUCAUGCAGAACCAGUGCGGCGACGCCAUCCUGCGCGUUGUAGAGUACGAGAGCCACCGCCAUCAGGUUCGGAAGGAGGACAUGGAACGCCGCAGGAUGCGCUUCCUCGAGCUCGGGGACAAGGCGGCCCCGGAGGACCGGAAGCUUUUCCAGAGGGACGAGAAGAAGUUCGCGAUCCAGGUGAACCGCCAGUGCAAGUUGAUGCACGUCUGCUUGAUGGCUCUGCUCAACCUCGCCGAGGAGAUCGCGAUCGAGAAGAAGAUGGUGAAUCGGAAGAUGCCGGAGCUGCUUGCUGGCAUGCUCGACCGGGACCAGGAGGAUUUGUUGCAGGUCACCCUCCUCUUCCUCAAGAAGCUCAGCCUUUUCGAGGAGAACAAGGACACAUUCGCCACCCCUGACACGCUCACGCGGAUGGUACAGCUCUCCACGCACCCGAACGUUCACGUCGCAUUGCUCGCUCUCCACGUGCUGUACAAUCUCUCGUUCGACGAAAACGUGCGGGGGCACCUGGUGGAGUCAGGCGUGGUGAAGGUGCUAGUGGACCACCUGCGCAACCCGCCCUUCCGGCACAUCGUCCUGCGGCUGCUAUACCACUUCUCGAUGGACGAGCGGAAGUCCUUGAUGGCUUACCACCGAGACGGCAUAGUGAUACUCCUGCAGCUCGUGGUCCACUUCCCCGAGCCCCAGGUUGGCAAGGACUUGGUGGCCCUGGUCAUCAAUCUGGCCACGCACCCGCGGGCCGCGGAGGUGAUGCUUGACAGCGGCCUUUUCCCCCAGGUAAUGAUCCGAAUGUUGAGGAACCGGGACCCCAUGCUCUGCAAGGUCGUUCGGCACAUCUCCGCGCACGAGGCCACGCUGGAGCCCAUGUGCGAGCUGCUGGUCAGCGAGAGCGUGCGCAUGUCCAGGUGGAUGCACGAGUUCGUCCGCAUGGCCAGCGUGUGCUCCGACAACCCGGACCUCCUGGUGGAGGUGCUCGGCACGCUGGCCAACGUCACCCUGCCAGGCAUUCCGUGGGGCGAGCUGUGCGAGGUGGGCCUCAUCGACCUUCUGACGAAGCUGCUCGUGCCUGGCUUCUCCGAGGACGAUGUCGUCCUCGAGUGCGUGAUGAUCGCGGGAACGCUGGCCAUGUCCCAGGAUGCGGCCCAGCACAUCGCGGGGUCGCGGAUACCAAGCAUGCUGCAGGAGCUCCUGAUAGAAAAGCGGGAGGACGAGGAGAUCGUGGUGCAGCUCUUUUUCGCGUUCCAGUGCCUUCUUCUGGAGGACACUGUGAGGGACUACAUUCUGCAAGACACGGAGCUCAGCAGCUGCGUCAUGUGGUUCGCGCGCGCCAGGAACCCCAACGUCCUGGAGCAGGCGACCCGCGUGCUGCAGCUGCUGUCCGAGUACGUCGGAGACUCUGGCGACGGCGACACGUGGGCGGAGCAGAUCAAGGCGUUCCGCUUCGAGCAGCACAACCAGGAGUGGUGCGCCGCCCUGGGCGAGGACCUCUCCCCGCGCGGCGAGUCCCACAGCGGCGGCUACGGCUACGGCUACGCGGAUGACCGCCGGGGCGGGUACGGCAGCGGCACCGGCGAGGAGAGCGAGGGCGACGACGGGCCCGAGUUCGCCUACCGCUUCGCGACCGGCGACGCGCAGGAGCUGGAGAACAGGGACUGGGGCAACCAGGACAUGUCGGAGCUCAUGCGCGCGAGCCGGUACGUCACGUAG
Prorocentrum cordatum is the source of this 2364-nucleotide messenger RNA. Lineage: Eukaryota; Dinophyceae; Prorocentrales; Prorocentraceae. The record is from the annotation of a GenBank genome assembly.